AGUGAAGUAUUUUUACUUCGUUACUAUACAACACUGCCUGAAUCCAUCAGCUGGAGCACUGAGGCCUGGAUGCUUCACCCUCAGCAGGAUUAAUGAUCCUCAGCUGUUAGAAACACGUAGAUGAUUCCUGGUUUUCAUCCAUGAUGUCAGAUUUUUAGGUUUUGUCAGAAAUGUUUCCAGUGUUGACUGAGAGGCUGAUUUUGAUCAUUUUUGGUCCUUUUAUCAGAUCAGAUCCAGUAAAAUCGCACCAUUAAUAGUGUCGUAUCAGUGUUCUGUUAGAUAAUAUUACAUAUUUCAUGUAUAAUAUAAAUCGCAUGCUUUCACAUCUUUCUGCAGACAACAUUGGACUAUAUUGUCAAACUGAACCGCAGCUCAUAUUGUGUCUGAUUGUCUAAUCUCAGAUCGUAUCAUCAUGGUUUCAGAUCGUUACUAUUGCAUCAUAUCAGUUUGGGUUGCAUUAGAUGAUAUAAUGUCUUACCGUACUGUAUCAUGGCUGAUCAUAUGUUAUUAUUGGGUCAUCAUCAGAGCCUGCUGUGCUGCUGCUUUCAGAUCAUUAACAUCUUCUGGUAUCUGGUACCUAACCUCACAUCUGGGUGAAAGGUUUAACCACAUAAAUCAGCCACAGCUCCCCCAACAACCAGAGAAAGGUCUCUCUCUCGCUCGCUCUGAUGUCGGCUCUUUCUCACUUCCUCUUUUCAGCUCCCCAGAAAUGUUUUGCAGUUUUGAAACCGUUUCCUCGUUUUAGUUGGAGCGUCAGAGAGAUGGACCCGUCGGUUCUGUGUGUGUUUCUGAUUCUGAUGAGCUCAGCGUCCGUCUCUGUCUCCUGGAAGAUGACGGUUUCUCCAGAGGUCACAGCUUCCAGAGGAGAAGACGCCGUGCUCCGCUGCUCCAUCAGUCUUAAUCGACAGGAUUAUUCUGAGGUUAUCGCCGUUAAAUGGACUGCUAGAGAUGCAAAAACUGACCCGUUUUUUAGAUGUUCUGUCAGGAACGACUCUCUGGAACGAGAACACGGCUGUUCGGCUUCGGUGCUUCAAUAUUCCCUGUUUGGAGAUCCUCGGAGGGGGGAGCUUUCACUGCUCAUCUCCAACGUCCAGCUGACUGAUGCAGGAGAUUUCUUCUGUGAAGUGCAGCUGGAUGGACAGAAGGAGCUCCAGAAAAAGGUUCAUCUUCGUGUGAAAGCUAAGCCUCAGAUCCUGAGCCUCUCAGUGAGGAACCAGACCUGUGGUGAGCCCAGCAGCGCCUCCCUGUGGCUGAAAUGUGAAGUUGAAGGUAAUCCACUGCCUAAAGUCGUCUGGCUGUCGCCCUCAAAGCGUCUCCUAGAAGCCCAGGGCCGAGGCUUUGAGUCCGGACAGUGGCGCUGGACGGCCUGCGUCCCUUACCUGCAGAAGGAGGACCAGGUGAUCACCUGCAGGGCGGAGAACAGCGAGGGCCAUGCAGAGAGGAGCUUCCCAGAGAGUAAUGGCCUGAGGAUGACUGCGACCCUGGUUACCGUCACUGUACUGAUGUUCCUGUCUGCAGUCUUCAUCUUCAUCAUCUGCCUCAGAAAACGUGGACGGCAGCAGGUCUCAGAUCCUCCAGCGGAUGGACCAGAACUUCAGCCCGUUUACUCUGUGAUCGUCUGUGAUCCCUCUGUACAGGUGAACUUCAUUCAGUCCACACAGCAGAAAGUAGAUACAGAAGUGACGUAUUCUUCAGUGGAGGUCUAGCAGGAUGGAGGUGAGAACAGCAGCGGACCGGAUGACCUGCUGGAGGAGAUGUUAAGAGGACCAGAUAAGAGACGUUAAGAUUCAAUGUUACUGAAGGGAAAACAUGGCCGUCACAUUUCUCUGUUUUUCUAAACGCUGUUAUUGUAUCAUAAAGGCUUGUUUUAUUGUUUCCUAUUUUAUGUGUUCAUAAAGUCUGAAAU
Fundulus heteroclitus (mummichog) is the source of this 1906-nucleotide messenger RNA. It is a transcript of the gene siglec15l, whose product is annotated as sialic acid binding Ig-like lectin 15, like. Bases 669 to 1706 code for a protein of 345 amino acids. Gene Ontology annotation, biological process: regulation of osteoclast development; regulation of bone resorption; regulation of actin cytoskeleton organization. The record is from RefSeq and is a predicted model, not a curated record. Gene Ontology annotation, cellular component: plasma membrane. NCBI's taxonomy places the organism in Eukaryota, Metazoa, Chordata, Actinopteri, Cyprinodontiformes, Fundulidae. The transcript is spliced from 6 exons.